AUGAGUCCAGAGAACAAAAAGUCGACGCUGAGUCUGUUUUCGAGGUCGAAAACGCGACUAGUCCGCAGGUCCAAAAUCUUGCUCUCCCCAAGAACUCCUUGCGCGGACGCGUUUCCGGAGGAUGCUCAAGAAAAGAGAAAAGAAGAGCUGGAGGCAGAGAACAAAAUGCUCAAGGAACAAGUGUCAAAGCAGAAGUUCAUGAUUCUCAAACUCAUCGAUGAGCUCGAGUACAUGGAAAGUCUCUGCAAACAGAAGGCAGCUAUAGUGGUGGACCCUACAUCGCCUACAAAUUCCUUUUCGUCCAACGCCUCGUCUAUGGAAACACUGGCCGCCAAAAACAGUGAGAAGGAAAAGCUGAUAAAGCAGCUCAGCCUCAAAACCAAGCUACUCGAGUCCAACGUAGCUGACCUGCGCAGCCAACUGAAGUCUAAUCUCUGCGAGUACCAGCGCAGUCUCUCCAACUUAUCCGACUCUGUGACAAUGAUCAAGGAAAACCAGAGGUUCCUUACGCCAACGCCGAGAUCCCAUAUUGUUCCGAGCUCGCGUUUUCUUGAUCUCAAACAAUACACCGACACAGACGCGGGCGAGACCUUCCGGCGUCUGCAGUCUCCACCAGGAAUAAUUCCCGUCAAGUCCAGCGAGUUUGACAGCUUCUUCGAGGGAGAAAAGGAUUACUUUCUUGUCUUGUUUUUGACCGCACAAACAAACCAGAAUUGCAAGCUGUGCCAGUAUUUCCAACCCGUGUAUGAAACAGUUGUGCGCUCAUUUUAUGAAUCGAACCCGUCGUUCCAAAAAGUGUUUUUCCUCUCUGUCGAUGCUAGCGAUAACAUUGCACACUUCCAGAAAUACAAUAUUAGUACUGUGCCACACCUCUGGAUCUAUCCUAUAUCUUCCUUUAUCUACAAGCCUGUUGAUAGCGACGAUGCUUUCGACAAAAGAAUCCCCAUGCCAGAGAACCUGUCUAUUGUGAGCGAGCAUUACACCUAUCCAAUAACGGACACCAUCACGCAGGCGGAUCAGGAGCUCCGGUUCGCCACGUUUUUGGGUGAGCUCACCCAAACCAAGAUUGUGAUCAACAAGCCAAUGGACUUGGUGCUGGCAUUGAAGUACUGCGCUGGCUUUUUCGUUCUGUUCAGGAUUCUGAGGUCUAGAAAAGAGAGAGUGCUCGACAAAAUUAGAAACGGAACAGCGGUGCUGGUUCUGAGUAUUAUCGCAAUAUACAUAUGCUUUUCUGGUGUGAACUUUGCUGUGCAAAGAAACGUGCCGUUCUUGGUCAAAGACAAAGACGGGAGCCUCAAGUAUCUCACCCCUGGAGUCCAGAACAUGAUAGGAGCGGAGGUCACACUAUCAAUAGCGUUCCAGAUGGUAUUUUCGCUUCUUCUAUGGCUUUUAAUCCAAGGUGUUCCUAGGAUCCCAAAGGAAAAUCAGGCUGUCGGCAUGCUGCUCUUUGCUGCCAUGCUUUUCCUCACCUACAACUUGUUCACCAGCAUGUUCAAAGCCAAAGACCCCGGUUAUCCAUUCACCUACCUUUAUAUACCUAUUUUCUAG
Molecule: messenger RNA, 1548 nt
Organism: Ogataea haglerorum
Lineage: Eukaryota; Fungi; Ascomycota; Pichiomycetes; Pichiales; Pichiaceae
Exons: 2
Coding region: 1-1548 (515 amino acids)
Cellular component (GO): oligosaccharyltransferase complex
Source: RefSeq, a predicted model, not a curated record